GCUUCACAGCUCUCAGCAUCACCAACCAAAGGAGACAUCCAGCAUCCCCAGACCACUGGAGCGCCUACAGAGACCUCCGAGAAGACGUGAAGAUUGUUUUGUUAGAUUAAAAGCCUAUUAUUUCAUUGGAAUCUAGGCUUGCAGACAAUCUUAAUAUAUAGAUAGAUUUUUUUUUCUUUGGAGUGGCUGAUUUUGCAUCUCCUUGAUGCGCAGUUUAUCAAGGAUAAACCCAGACAGCCAUUACUGCGGCUCUUGUUUUGCCAAAGCAUCGUGGAGGAGAGCAGAUUCCUGCUUUGCCGCGACAGAGCUCUCAUCUAUCCCGACACCAUUUUGCUUUAAACAGAGCACCAACCUAAGAUUGGAUGUCUAACACAGAUUGAACUAGUCUCAGGAAGCAGUGGGGCUCCAGUUUGGCACCUUCUUUAGCUGACCCCUAACCUUGAGAUUCUGAUAACCCACUCCUGGCAUCAUGGGAACCGUGCUAUCGCUUUCACCAAGCUACAGGAAGGCCGCCCUGUUCGAGGAUGGCCCGGCCACCGUGGGCCACUACACGGCGGUUCAGAACAGCAAGAACGCCAAAGACAAGAACCUUAAACGGCACCCACUCAUCAACGUACUGCCUUGGAAACGAAUAGUAGCCGUCUCCACCAAGAAAAAGGGGUCUAAGAAGGUGCAGCCUAAUACCGGUUACCAGAACAAUGUUUCUCACCUCAACAAUGAGAACCUCAAGAAGUCGCAGUCUUGUGCAAAUCUCUCCUCCUUUACACAGGACCAGUCAAGUCCAUCAAACCAAGGCUCCAAAAACUCCAACAACACAGCUUCCUCGGUCAAGAAGGCACCUCUUUCCAACUCUAACAUUGUUCCCGGGACACCCAAGAGGGUGAUAGUCCAAGCCUCCACCAGCGAGCUGCUGCGCUGUUUGGGAGAGUUCCUCUGCCGGAGAUGCUAUCGACUCAAGCAUCUUUCUCCCACCGACCCCGUGCUGUGGCUCCGUAGUGUGGAUCGUUCUCUGCUGCUUCAGGGCUGGCAGGACCAGGGCUUCAUCACUCCGGCCAAUGUGGUUUUCGUCUACAUGCUCUGCCGUGACGUGGUCUCUUCCGAAGUGGCUACGGAGCAUGAGCUGCAGGCCGUGCUGUUGACCUGCCUUUACCUGUCUUACUCUUACAUGGGCAAUGAGAUCUCAUACCCUCUCAAGCCGUUCCUGGUGGAGACCUCCAAGGAGACAUUCUGGGACCGCUGCCUGUCCAUCAUUAACAUGAUGAGUGCCAAGAUGCUGCAGAUCAACUCGGAUCCACACUAUUUCACCCAGGUCUUUGCAGACCUCAAAAAUGAGAGCCAGAAGGAGGAGGAGAGGAGUCGUCUGCUCAUCGGCCUGGACCGGUGAGGGGGCUAUGGGUAUGUCUUUGGUGGCACUCUCGUCUAGCAUUUUUUAAGGGAUAGUUCACCCAAAAAUGAAAAUUCUAAGAAAACUAUUCACCCUGAUGUUUUUCCAAACCUGCAUGCCCUUCUUUCUUCUGUGGAACACAUUUUGAAAAAUGUCUCAGUGUCUCUUAGUCCAGGGACAAUGGGGUCCAACAGGUUGUUUAACUCUCAUUGUAGACUCUUAAAAAUAAAGGUUCCGAGUGGGGAUUUUCACAGCGAUACCAUAGAAGAACCAUUUUUAUUAGUGUGAAGAACAUUUUAAACAUCUUAAGAACUCUUUUCCUCUACAAAUAACUUUUUGUAGAAUGGAAAGAUUCCAUGGUUGUUUAUGGUACAUUGUGGAAGAAUAUAUAUAUUUUAUCAUUGAAAACAGUAUAUUGUUAUGUCUCUUCUUCUUUUAGAAGAUAGAAAAGAGGGUGAAUAAGUAAUGACAACAUUUUUCAUUUUUGGGUGAACUAUCCUUUUAAAUAGUUCCUACAUGGGUGGAAUAAAUAAUGAGACAUGUUUUAGUGUAUUAUUCGCAUUCAUAAAUUUUAUAGGAAGCACUAGGUGAUGCUAAUGUUGUUCUAAAGGAGUAGUGAGUCUUUCAAUACCUUUAGCAAUGGCAAUUUUGGAACUGAAUACAAAGAAAUGCCAGACCUGAGUGGACCAAAUGCUCUAAAGAAGUGAAUAUUUAAAAGCACUGACAAAAAAGACUUCAAAAGACACAAUGAGACAAAAAGAACAACACAACUUUGAAUGUGGACAGGAAUCCAGCUGUUGUCUAGCUGACUUCUGGACACUUUGCACCAAGAUCCUUGCCACCACUGUCAACAGAACUGAAGACUGAUUCAUAAUCAACAGACACUUGUUCUCCUGUGUCCACAAAACUGGACACUCGCUGAAUGCUAAACACCUAGCUGUUGCAAAUUCAGUUACAGCCAAUUGCAAAAAGGGAAGAGGGGUGUCUGAGCGUUAGGUUGAGUGUAUUUAUGUUUGCAAGCCACAAACAAAGAAAAAAGGGAAAUGACUUUGAGGCCAGCGUUGCACAGUGGCUGUUAAUAUAGAUGGUGAAAGGAGAGGUUGUCAGCACAUUUGUUAGAAAGACCUACUUUAUUUUCAUCCAUGAUACAGAGUUAAACAGAUCCUCUCCCGUGGUUUAUGUCUCUGAAGCUUUUUCAUUUUUUAAAACAACUGUAUUCAUCUGAAUGCACACACAACCUGGAUGAUGUAAACUACUUUGAGUUUUUUGUAAGCCGACUACAUGUGUUUAGGGAAUGAAA
Messenger RNA from Cyprinus carpio (common carp), 2684 nucleotides. Its product is annotated as cyclin-dependent kinase 5 activator 1-like. Gene Ontology annotation, cellular component: protein kinase 5 complex; cytoplasm. The record is from RefSeq and is a predicted model, not a curated record. Gene Ontology annotation, molecular function: cyclin-dependent protein serine/threonine kinase activator activity; protein kinase binding. Gene Ontology annotation, biological process: positive regulation of cyclin-dependent protein serine/threonine kinase activity; activation of protein kinase activity; brain development. NCBI's taxonomy places the organism in Eukaryota, Metazoa, Chordata, Actinopteri, Cypriniformes, Cyprinidae.